Auxenochlorella protothecoides is the source of this 1314-nucleotide messenger RNA. Its product is annotated as Spinster-like protein 1. The record is from RefSeq and is a predicted model, not a curated record. Gene Ontology annotation, biological process: transmembrane transport. Gene Ontology annotation, molecular function: transmembrane transporter activity. Gene Ontology annotation, cellular component: membrane. NCBI's taxonomy places the organism in Eukaryota, Viridiplantae, Chlorophyta, Trebouxiophyceae, Chlorellales, Chlorellaceae. The transcript has 4 exons. Bases 1 to 1314 code for a protein of 437 amino acids.
AUGGGCGCCUUCGGCCUGACCCUCUUCCAGGCAGGGCUCCUCCCUGCGGCCUUCAUGGUGGGCCUGCUGGUCGCCAGCCCGGCGUUUGCGGAGGCCAGCAAGCAGUGGCACGCCCUGCGUCUCAUUGCCCUGGGCCUCACCGUCUGGCUCCUGGCUGCCGCGGCCAGUGGGGCGGCCUGGGGCUUCUACUCCCUGCUCGCCGCCCGCAUGGUCGUGGGAGUGGGGGAGGCGUCCUUUGUGGCCCUUGCCGCCCCCUUCAUCGACGACGUGGCGCCCCCCGCCCGCAAGUCCUCCUGGCUCGCCGCCUUCUACCUCUGCAUCCCCGCCGGCGUGGCCCUGGGCUACAUCUUCGGCGGCCUCCUGGCGGCGGGCCUGGGCUGGCGCGCCCCUUUCCUCCUGGAGGCGGCCCUGGCCCUGCCGCUGGUGGCGCUGCUAGCCUCGCUGCCCCCGCUGGACCUGCGCGGCUCGCACUCCGCCGCCGGCCAGCCCGGCGCCGACUCCCUGCUUUCCUCUUUGAAGGCCGACGCCCUGGCCCUCGCCAGACUGCCCGUCUACGUGCUGGUGGUGGCGGGCAUGACCUGCUUCACCGCCCUGCUGGGCGCGCUUUCUUACUAUGGCCCGCGGGCGGGGCGGGAGGUCUUCGACAUCCCCGCCCCCACCGCCGACGUGACCUUUGGCGGGGUCACAGUGUUCACAGGCAUCGUGGGCACGCUGAUCGGAGGCGUGGCGCUGGAUGGCAUGGGCAGCAGCAUCCACAAUGCCCUGCUGCUCUGCGCGGCCGGGCUGGCAGCGGGGUGCCUGCUGCUCAUCGGCGCUUUCGCUCUCGCCUCCAAUUUUGUGGCCUUCAUGGCUGUGCUGGCCCUGGGCCAGAUGUGCCUGUUUGCGACCAUGGCCCCCAGCAACGCCGUGGUCCUGUGGACCGUGCCCCCCGGCCUCCGGGCCCCAGCCAUGAGCUUCUCGGUGGUGGCGCUGCACGUGCUGGGGGACGUGCCCAGUCCCCCCGCCCUGGGCUUCCUGCAGGGCCGCCUGCGCGACUGGCGGCUGUCCCUCAGCCUGGCCUCCCUCCUGCUCGCGGCGGGGGCGGCCUGCUACGCCCUGGCCACCGCCCCCGCCCGGUCAGCGACAGACUACCGGGCUCAGGACGCGGCCACCCGGCCACCGCUGGAGGUCCAGGACCUGCGGGACGCCUCCCUCGCGGACUCGACGGCGGGGGCUGGGGUGGGGGGGGUGGAGGGCAUGCGCCUGCGCCUCCUGGCGGGGCAGUCCACGCCCAACCUGGCCAUGCUGCGGGAGCUGGAGGAGAAUAGGGAGUGA